ACUUUGCGCUUUGUCCGCCUCUCGUGCCUGAUUCUAGAACAAACAACCUGCGGCCCCCCAGUCAUCCACGUCGUGACGCGCUACCCGAAGCCGACCGGAAUCAAAUUCUCAGUGAUUAUUAAGAGACGCACACGAACGCAACGUGUCGCGAAUAGACCGCCAAACAACCACAACUUUGAUUCCUAGCAAUCAGUCGCGAACACACAAUACAACAACGACAAAAUGGUGCAGACCUACAGUCUUGAGGAAGUGAAGAAGCACAACGACAACAGCAGUUGCUGGCUCGUCAUUCACAAUAACAUCUAUGAUGUAACAAAGUUCCUGAACGAGCACCCGGGAGGUGAAGAAGUCUUGCUGGAACAAGGCGGUAAGGAGUGCAGUGAAGCUUUUGAAGAUGUUGGUCACUCAACUGACGCCCGGGAAAUGAUGCAAAAGUACCUGGUCGGGAUCAUCGAGUCGGAAAAGAUCCCUGUCAAACAGAAGACUCACAACUGGUCCUCUCCUGAUCAAACUACACAAAAAGACAGUUCAUUGAUGUCGUGGCUGAUGCCAAUUGCCCUGGGCGUCAUCGCGACGAUCAUCUACCGUUGUUACUACCAAGCGCAUUAGAAGUGCAUUCUCCGAUCGGACAGAAAAUACAGAUUAUAAAGCUAACUGGGAUACAAGCGUACGACGUCGUGGAGCGCAUGAGAUAACACACUUUCAAAUCAAACAAAAACGAACUACAAAAAAUUCAUAACGCAUUUACCGAGAGCGCGCUGCGCUGCUUAACGUUCGCAUCGUAGUAGUACCUCGUCGAUGUGCUCUACUCUGUAACACUGUUCCGUUUUGUAUAAACAUUUUAUUUUUUAACUUGCGGUAGUUUUUUAUUCGUUGGCUGCAUUUGCAUUGUUGUACAUUAUGCACUCUACGCGACUGCCUAAUGACUAAAGAAUUAAUAAAUACAAACACACACACACAUAAAAUACAUUUUCCAUGCCUGUAUAAGCAAUAAUCGCCGCCAAAUCAACGCGAAGAGUGUUAGUGGGACCAUUAUCGCACUUUGUUCAUACAUAGAACACAUUUUAGUGCGUUUCAAAGGGUGAACAAGGUAUAAGAGUACCAGAAACGUGUAUAAUAUAAACUGAUAGCUAGACCAAAACGCAACAUUCAAUAUGUAAUAGACACAGAAAAUAAAUGAUCGGUUAAAUAACGUAUAUUGGACGGAUGUAUGUUAGUAUUCAUAUGGAAUCGAGAAGUAUCAUGUAUUCCGCAAUUCGUACGAGUAAUUAAUGUUUAAGUAAUGCUACUUGAUUGAGAUUAUUUGUAUGUUUAUUAAUAUUUUAUCACUAUAAUUAGCGCAGGUUCGUCAUUUCUUAUUAAUUGUUAUUAAAAUAGGGACAUAUUAAAUUGGUAUACAUAAUAACAAAUAUAUAGUUUUGAUCCAAA
Dalotia coriaria is the source of this 1428-nucleotide messenger RNA. It is a transcript of the gene Cyt-b5, whose product is annotated as cytochrome b5-like. The record is from RefSeq and is a predicted model, not a curated record. Gene Ontology annotation, molecular function: heme binding. Lineage: Eukaryota; Metazoa; Arthropoda; Insecta; Coleoptera; Staphylinidae. Gene Ontology annotation, cellular component: membrane; intracellular membrane-bounded organelle.